CGCUCUCCGGCAUCCUCCGGCCACAGCAGGUCAAGACACCCCGCUGCCCGUCUCCGCCGCCCCUGCCGCAGUCUCCCUCCCUCCCUCCCUCUCUCUGGCGGCGACGGCUGGGCGAGCAGCGCGCCCUUCGCAACUUCUUGACGGGGUCCUUUGCCGGCGACGAGCACCACCAGUGUACCACUAGAAGGGGACAGUAGGCCGAUGGAGUGCGUGGUGCAGGGAAUCAUCGAGAACAAGCAUGUUGAGGCUCUUGCGGUUCUUCUCCAGGGUCUCUCUGGUGUCCCAAAAGAGCGUGUUAGGGUGCAUGAGCUCUGUCUUAAAAGUGGGCCCAAUCUAGGUGUUGUCCCAUCAGAGGUUCGUUUGUUGUGUGACUUAGCUCAGGCCACACCAUCCUGGACCAUAAGACAUGUUGGUGGUGCCAUGAGAGGUGCUGGUGCAGAGCAAAUCUCAGUUCUGGUUCGUACAGUUGUAGAGAGCAGAGCUAGCAAUAAUGUCUUGCACUACUUCUACACUUUAGGGUACAAGCUAGACCAUGAAAUCUUGAAGAUCGGCUUUGCAUUCCGUUUCCACCGAGGUGCCCUGAUCACUGUUACUGUUACAUCUGCUAACAAGAUGCCAAGGCUCCAUGCAACUGAUGAAACUGUGCGGGUCACUCCUGGCAUACAGCUAGUGGAAAUCACAGCUCCUGCCGCUGCUGACAAUUACAAUGAUGUUGUUUCAGCCGUCACUGCAUUCUGUGAAUAUCUUGCGCCGCUGCUACAACUGUCAAAACCAGGACAUUCGACUGGAAUUGUCGCAACUGCUGACGCCGCUGCUGCCUCGCUCAUGUCAAGUGGUGGUGGCAAAACCUUGUGAAGUGGUUUUCUUUGGGCUGAGGUGGUCUCGUGCCGCUGCAGUUUUGCCUUAUGGCUGGCGGUACCCAUGGCUGACACUGUUUUAUGCCUACCCAAUUGGUUGACCUGAUGUCGUGCCUUGUAGCUGCAAGGUCUGUGAGACCUACCUGUCGUGUAUAUCCGUUGAUUUUAGUAUUCUUAUUGACUAAUAAAUCAUUUUGCAGCGUUGUUAUCUGAUUGUGGUACUUGGUACUUGUUCUACUUGGUGUAUGGGACAUCAUGGGGUGGCACGUUGAGUGGUGUUUUCCAUCUUGGUCAUCUUUUGUGAUGUCUGCGAGAUAGAUGACUAUUGGUGCCAUUGUCUAAUUGGAAGCAUUGGAGAUGGUGGACUGAUACGUAGAAUAUGAUAGGACAUUUUUCUGAUGAUACUGAGCAAUGCCCUGUAUAAUUGAGUUAUUUACGUCUUCUAGGCUCA
Panicum virgatum (switchgrass) is the source of this 1308-nucleotide messenger RNA. RefSeq names its product mediator of RNA polymerase II transcription subunit 18. Lineage: Eukaryota; Viridiplantae; Streptophyta; Magnoliopsida; Poales; Poaceae. The coding region runs from base 202 to 855 and encodes 217 amino acids. The record is from RefSeq and is a predicted model, not a curated record. Gene Ontology annotation, cellular component: mediator complex; core mediator complex. Gene Ontology annotation, molecular function: transcription coregulator activity. The transcript is spliced from 6 exons. Gene Ontology annotation, biological process: regulation of transcription by RNA polymerase II; termination of RNA polymerase II transcription.